Sphaeroforma arctica JP610 is the source of this 1351-nucleotide messenger RNA. RefSeq lists its product as hypothetical. The record is from RefSeq and is a predicted model, not a curated record. The transcript is spliced from 8 exons. Lineage: Eukaryota; Ichthyosporea; Ichthyophonida. Gene Ontology annotation, molecular function: FMN adenylyltransferase activity. The annotation marks the transcript as partial. Gene Ontology annotation, biological process: lipid metabolic process; FAD biosynthetic process.
UUGCAGAACGGGACGGGUACUUCAGCUCGCUUGUGGCGGCUAUAGAACAACUGUAUCAGACUAACAACAACAAACCAGUGGUUCUGUUUGGCCAUUCCAUGGGCAGUGCAUGUGCCAAUUACUUCCUGAACUUUGCCAGGCAGCAGAUGGGUCAGGGGUGGCUGGAUGUGCACAUCCACACCUAUGUUGCGGCGGGUGGUCCAUGGCUGGGUGCACUCAAAGCCAUCCGCUCGGCCGUGGUGGGCGAAGACUUUGGGCUGCCCUUUAUCAACACGUCUGAGGCUCUGCUAAUGUGCCGGUCUAUGGGCAGUGGUGCGUGGUUGCUGCCCAGGGGUCCGUUGCUAGCGUCUCCUAUAGUGUAUGUGCGGGAGGAGGGAAGCUGGGUGGUAGGCCCGGUGACAGCCAGCUUUACCACAGAAUCCCAUGUGAAGAACACAGACACGGUCACCUUAACCGGCAGCUACCGCAAACACACAUUCAAAACUAAAUCCGACCGCAGCCAAGGUUCCCAUGUGUGGCCCAUGCGCUUCCAAGUGGCCAGUGCCCACGCCCACCAGCCACAGCCAUCGGAGAUUAUGCACUUCAAGGUGCUAGUGGGACGCUCGCAUAUAGGUGGGUGGGAGGGUGGAGGGGAGGGUAAGGGAUGUACGCUUAACACAGUCUACACGCUGGCGGAGGAGGAUACAAAGCUUGGGAGGAGGAUAAGGCACUCUCUCGAAGUCCUGCAACGAGCCAUCGAUUUGUAUGGGAUCCACGGCAUAAGCCUGAGUUUCAACGGCGGCAAAGACUGUACGCUAGUCCUAUACCUAUGGGUUGCGGCCUGCGUGAAGGCUGGCGAUCUCCUGGAAGACCCUAUCCACACUCUCUAUGUACUAGAGCACUUCUGCUUCACGGAGAUACAAGAGUUUGUCGAUAGCUGUGCACAGAGAUUUAAUUUAGAUUUAAUUACGAAGGAAGGCACCAUCAAAGAGGGGCUAGGUACAAUGCUCGGCAAGUAUCCGGAAAUCAAAGGGGUGAUCAUAGGAGCAAGGCAUACGGACCCGUUCUAUGGUAAUAUGGAUGAGCUACAGAUGACUGACGAAGAUUGGCCGCAAGUGAUGCGAAUACAUCCCAUCUUACAGUGGUCGUACCAGAACGUAUGGGAAUGUCUUCUGCGGAUUGGCGAGCCUGUAUGCGAAUUGUACAAGAAAGGGUACACAUCCGUGGGCAACACGCACAAUACGCAUCCUAAUCCUGCGCUGAGGAAUGAGAGUAUAGAAGGAGGGUACGAUCCUGCCUGGAAACUUACGGACGGCACUUUAGAGCGUGCCGGUCGGGAUAAGAAGAAAAGUUAGUAUAUUAAAAGAUUUUC